GGUAAGGUAAGGCGAUUGUUACGACUGCGGGGAAGAAAGAAUCAUCCCAUCAACUGUAAACGUGGAGGAAGAUAAAAGAAGUCAUGAAGUUGGUCCCCCCCCUAGCAGAACAGAGCAAAAGCUUCUUCAUUCUUGACUUUUUCUUAUGCUGUUGCUACUGCUACUGAUCAUAAUCGGCCACCAACAGACAACAGGUAAGCUCAAACAAUAUCUCUAAUCUAUCUGAGGUGUUGUCAUCAACCUUGCUUCUAAUCCCAGUGAAUAUUAGCUUAUCACACAAACGACAGAUCCACCUUGUGAUGAUCGUUACUGGUUAAUGCGUUCGCAUAUUACCACUUUGCGGUUUCUGUGCUUUAAUUUGUUUUUAAGAUGAUGUGUGAACGAAAAAUUGGCUUUUCGGUUUUCUCGUGGUGUCAGGCUUAGUCAACUGGUGAUAUAUACUGUUAUGAAUACGACCCAGUUGAGAUUUCAGUUUCUGUUCUAGCUUGCCUUCUAUCACCACCCCUAAUUUGAGGGUUAGGGUUUUGAGACUGCGUUCCAAGAAUGAACAGUUCAGGUUUAGGUGGUGGUUUUUUGUCUGGUCCCAGUGGGGGAAUUUUGGACUUGGAAUCUCCAUUUCAUAGACACCAACAGACCCAGUUGGGUCAUCCUUCAGUGACUGGUCAACAGCACAUGAAUAUUAUGAGUGGUCUCGAAAAGGAUCAUCCCAUUGGCCUAAUUGAAGUGAAAAGUUUGAAUGCAUCAUUGAAUUUUGGAAAAGGAAAGGCAAUUGCUCCUUCUAAUCCUGCCAAUAGUAAUGAUUUGAGUGAAGAUGAUGAGCCGAGCUAUACGGAAGAUGGGAAUUGCGAGAACUUGGAUGGUGGGAAGGGCAAAAAGGGGUCUCCUUGGCAGCGAAUGAAGUGGACAGACAAUAUGGUUAGGCUUCUUAUAGCGGUGGUGAGUUGUGUGGGUGAUGAUGGCACAAUUGGUGGCAUGGAUGGUCUUAAAAGGAAAUCUGGGUUUCUACAAAAGAAGGGCAAAUGGAAAACAGUCUCCAAGAUAAUGAUAGGCAAGGGUUGCCACGUGUCUCCGCAGCAGUGUGAGGACAAGUUCAAUGACUUAAAUAAGAGGUACAAGAGGUUAAAUGACAUACUUGGAAGGGGAACUUGUUGUCAAGUGGUUGAGAAUCCUGCACUUAUGGAUUCAAUGCCUAACCUGUCAGCGAAAGCUAAGGAUGAUGUUAGAAAGAUAUUGAGCUCAAAACACUUGUUCUACAAGGAGAUGUGUGCCUACCAUAAUGGGCAAAGGAUACCAAAUUGUCAUGAUCUGGACUUACAGGGCUAUUCUAUGGAGCAUGGGAGGGACUCAAGAGAGAAUAAUGGCUCUGAGGACGAAGACGAGGAUAACAAUGAAAGCGAGGAUGAUGAGUUGGAAGAUGAAAUUAAUAUUAAUGCACAUGAGGAUGGAGGGAGGAUGGAGGAGCUCUGUGAUAGAAAUAAAUUAAGUGAGGAGGAUGGCCAUUUUGGCCCACAAUCUGUUCGAAUGGAUAAAUUUGAGGUUGAAAUGGCAAGGGUUUUUCAAGACCCCACAAAGUCAUCAUAUGAACGAAGAGAGUGGAUUAAGAUACAGAUGUUGCAGCUUCAAGAGCAAAAUAUCGGCUACCAAGCCCAAGCUCUUGAACUUGAGAAACAACGGUUUAAGUGGUUAAGAUACUGCAGCAAGAAGGACAGGGAGCUGGAAAGGCUGAGGUUGGAGAACAAGAGGAUGAAAUUAGAAAAUGAGCGCUGGAUCUUGAAACUGAAACAGAAAGAACUUGAGACAGAUUUCAGUACAUCUGAUAUGUCAUUAGAUCCUGCCCCUCUUGGGAACCAGCCACAAGGAAGGGAACAUAUCAACUUAGGCAGACAGCAGUAGCUCCUACUCAGAAAUGAUCUGUCGUCAUUGCUUAAUCGACUGGUGUGACAUUAGCAACUGGGCUGCAAAGCAUAAAUUCAUUUGGAAUGUGAAGAAACAAACGUUUUGCUGAACUAGUUGUGCUCUUUACCUCAUUUAAUCCUUAUAAUAUUGGUAUGUAGGAUUUUGUUGGUGACACAGAAAUGGAAGGAUAUUGCUCUAAAGCACUUGAGCCUUUAUUGGUCAACCUUGAUGGGGGUUUAACUUCUCUUUUGCCAAAAUGGUAACUGUGUUACAGUGGUAGCCACAUACCACAUGCGUGAUAUAAUUUUUGGCUUUAUAACUGUAUACUAUACGCAAAUAAUUAUGCGAACUCGGGGGAAAAAAGGUUGGCAACAUCCCUGGUUGUGGGUGUAUUUCAUCGAUUUUGUUGUAACUUGUUAGAUUAUGUAGCAACAUGAAGCAGUCGUGGUUCAUUUUUAGCUAUAUAUUAUCCAAAGCACCAUCAUGAAAGCUUUCACUUAAUCUUUGAAAACUUCAUUUGUUUCCUUUUUUAUGAUUGAACAAUCAAGUACGCCAUUUCCUUCCCCUGUUUCGGUCUACGUUUUUGUCGUCAACAUGGAAUUGUUAUUUG
Messenger RNA from Abrus precatorius (Indian licorice), 2506 nucleotides. RefSeq lists its product as uncharacterized. The record is from RefSeq and is a predicted model, not a curated record. The transcript is spliced from 2 exons. NCBI's taxonomy places the organism in Eukaryota, Viridiplantae, Streptophyta, Magnoliopsida, Fabales, Fabaceae. Bases 544 to 1893 code for a protein of 449 amino acids.